Molecule: messenger RNA, 5258 nt
Organism: Megalops cyprinoides (Indo-Pacific tarpon)
Lineage: Eukaryota; Metazoa; Chordata; Actinopteri; Elopiformes; Megalopidae
Product: integrator complex subunit 6-like
Exons: 18
Coding region: 172-2868 (898 amino acids)
Biological process (GO): snRNA 3'-end processing
Cellular component (GO): integrator complex
Source: RefSeq, a predicted model, not a curated record
CUAGCGGCAGCAAGGGGUGGCUGUAAGACCCUCUUUGGAGGGGGGUCCGAUUAUAACAAAAAUAUAUACACACAUAUAUAGACAUUAUACACGCCCAGGCCGCAAGAUAGGUCCUAUGACGAGUUUAGGCAUUUUAAAAUAAGCAUUACAUCUGUCUAUACAUUUUUAAAAAUGCCUAUUUUACUUUUCUUGAUAGACACGUCCGCUUCUAUGAAUCAGCGCACUUAUUUGGGUACGACGUAUCUGGACAUUGCUAAAGGCGCGGUUGAGAUCUUUAUGAAGCUGCGUGCCCGAGACCCGGCUAGUAGAGGCGACAGGUACAUGCUAGUUACAUUUGAUGAGCCACCAUACGGAGUUAAGGCGGGCUGGAAGGAGAACCAUGCCACCUUUAUGAGCGAGCUGAAGAAUCUGCAGGCCUCGGGUCUGACCACGCUGGGGCCCGCCCUCCGCGCCGCCUUCGACCUGCUCAACCUCAACCGCCUGGUCUCCGGCAUCGACAACUACGGACAGGGCAGGAACCCCUUCUUCCUGGAGCCUGCUGUAAUCAUCACCAUCACCGACGGCAACAAGCUGACUCACAACGCCGGGGUGCAGGAGGAGCUGCACCUGCCCCUGAACUCCCCCCUGCCGGGCAGCGAGCUGACGAAGGAGCCCUUCCGCUGGGACCAGCGCCUCUUCGCCCUGGUGCUGCGCCUCCCGGGCGGUGCCGCCGCCGAGAGCGAGCAGCUGGGCAGCGUGCCCACCGACGAGUCGGCCAUCACCCAGAUGUGCGAGGUCACCGGAGGCCGCUCCUACUGCGUGCGGACCCAGCGCAUGCUGAACCAGUGUCUGGAGUCUCUGGUCCAGAAGGUCCUGAGCGGCGUGGUCAUCAAUUUUGAGAAAACUGGACCGGACCCCCCACUGUUAGGAGAAGAUGGCCUGGCUGACCCGUCUCGGCCCGCGCCCUCUUUCGGCCCCCAGCCGUGGCACAGCUGCCACAAGCUCAUCUAUGUGCGGCCUAACCCCAAGACGGGGGUGCCCGUGGGCCACUGGCCCAUCCCAGAAUCCUUCUGGCCUGACCAGAACUCUCCCACUUUGCCGCCCCGCACGGCCCACCCCGUGGUGCGCUUCUCCUGCGUGGACUGCGAGCCCAUGGUGAUCGACAAGCUGCCCUUCGACAAGUACGAGCUGGAGCCCUCGCCCCUCACGCAGUACAUCCUGGAGAGGAAGUGCCCCCACGUGUGCUGGCAGGUGUUUGUGAACAGCAGCGGGAAGCACAGUGACCUGGGCCAGCCCUUCGGCUACCUGAAGGCCAGCACCACGCUCACCUGCGUCAACCUCUUCGUCAUGCCUUACAACUACCCGGUCCUGCUGCCACUCUUAGACGACCUGUUUAAAGUGCACAAACUGAAGCCAAAUAUGAAAUGGCGACAGGCCUUUGAGAUCUACCUAAAGUCCAUGCCUCCCUACUACCUUCUGCCGUUGAAGAAGGCGCUGAGGAUGAUGGGAGCGCCAAACCUCAUCGCUGACAACAUGGACUGUGGCCUCAGCUACAGCGUCAUCUCUUAUUUGAAGAAGCUCAGCCAGCAGGCGAAGAUCGAGUCGGACCGCCUGAUCGUAUCCGUGGGGAAGAAGCCCCCCCAGGAGACCGGCAUCAAGGUGAAGAACCACUGGAGCGCCCUGUCUCUGGCCCACCGGCGCGACUUCAAACAGCUGCUGCUGGGCAUCACCGGCGAGGUGCCCCUCCGCCUCAGCGACAUCAACUUCAAGGAGUUCGCCGGCUUCCAGAUCGCGCUGCUCAACAAGGACCUUAAGCCCCAGGCCUAUCGGAACGCCUACGACAUCUCCCGACGGAACCUUCUGGAUCAGCUGACCCGCAUGCGAUCCAACCUGCUGCGCACGACGCAGAAGCUCAUUAGAGGGCAGGACGAAGACUACUUGCACAGUAUCCCAGUGGCCCAGAUGGGGAACUACCAGGAGUACUUGAAGAUGAUGCCAUCCCCACUGCGGGAGAUCGACCCAGACCAGCCCAAACGCCUGCACACUUUCGGGAACCCUUUUAAGCAGGACAAGAAGGGAAUGAUGAUCGACGAGGCGGACGAGUUCGUGACAGGCCCCCAGAACAAGAAGAGGGGGAACGCAGGGGACCUGAACUCGGGGGCGGCGCUGAAGAGGAGGAGGAGCAUGUCCCCCCUGUUGCGCCGCCCGCAGACUCCGCCCAUCAUCACCAACCACGUGGUGGGGAAGGGACCUCCGGGCACUCAGGGCAACCACAGCCUCAUUAAGCCCAUCCCGCUGCACAAAGGAACAGAAGGGAACAGCGUAUUGGGGACAGAGAGCAAUGGGGAUCCUGUGAAGGGUGCAGAGACGGGUGGAGUCUGGCCGGGGGGGCUGGAUGGGGUUGAGGGGGCUGCAGCAGGCCUCAUACCAGAGGAGAGGGCGGGUGAAGGAGAGGAGGGUGGAGUCAGGGUGGAGGACAGAUUUGGGGAGGAUGGGCUAGAUGAGAGGCCUCCAGGUCAUCCAGAAAACUGUGAAGAACUGAGUCCCCCGGGCCAGCAGGGGGUGCAAGAGGGGACCAAGGGGGAAGCUCUCAGGAUAAUCACCAUACCCCCCCUGGAGGGCACCAAUGCAGAGCUGCGCACACGGGUCAUCAAGGAAGUCCGAAAGCCCGGCCGCAAUUACGAGACGAUAUUCCGGCUCCUAGAGGAGGUGAAGGGCCCUGUGGAAGUGCAGAAGUACUUCAUCCAUCACGCCAUUAAAGAGGCUGCUAGGUUUAAGAAGAGGGUCCUCAUCCAGCAGCUGGAGACCGCUCUGGAGGAGAUGGAGGACAGGCAGCCGUCACUGCCACCACCGCCCGCACGUCUCAACAACAACAUCCACGGCAGGUAGUGCAGGGGCGCUGCUAUGGGAGAGACACACGGGCCACGCCGCUGGAGAGCCGGGGCCCGCGAGAGCGGGGAGGCCGUAGCAGCGCUCGGCGCAGAGAGGGGCGAAGAGGACGAGGGAGGAGAGAGCAGCACCCGGGGCUUCCUGCUCCCUCUCAACACAGAGGACGGUCACAACCGCAGCCCCGAUAUAGCUCUCAUAGAGCGGGGGGAGGGAGGACGGGGGGAGGAACCCUAACCCUGUGGGGGUUGGGGGGUAAACUGGGCAGAAGGAAUGCUCAGAUUCCUCUGUUCUCUUGCCGUUAAGCCCUUUCCUCAACUGCCCCAGUGUCAACACAAAUCUCUCCUCCGUGACAGCUCUCACUUUUUUUUUUUUACCAGCUGUACCGCUCGUCUGGUUUGUCCUCAUGAGGAACACAGACUGCGGGUUUGUUAUAUGAGAGACUGUGUCUGUAAGUCAACAUCUGGAGCCUACGAGGAGUGUGUCUUUAAAUUUGGUCUAGGUUAAUAGGUCAGUAGUUCAGAGGAAGGACAACAGUGGAGGUAGAAUAGCUCUAAUUCCCUGAGGAGUACCUCCAGUGGUGGUCAGGCCUGGGAUCUGGAGGAAGGUGAGAUGCUGAGCAGCUCUAAUGGAGUGCAGCUUCCCUGAAGCUCAGUGGGGGGAAGGGUCUGCACGCUGCCCGCUAGAGACCAGUAGGGGGCGCCAUCUCUGUCAUUCUGGCUGCGGAUGGGACGGGGGUAACAGAGUACUGCUGUACUUCAUCGGUGCAGAUGUGGCGACGAAAGGCUGGGCGGCUCACGCGAGGAAUCGUAUCUACCUCAGACUCUUUCCUUUUCCUUUCCUGUCACGGUGUCCAUGGGCGGGAGAGACUUUGGGUUCAUUCAAAAGCAGGCAAUAAAAUAAAAAACAGAAAUCCCAAGAUCUGAAGAAUGCAGCAGCAUUCACAUGAACCCACAGGAUAUCCGGGUACACUUCCACACUGUCAGACGCCGACUGCACCUCUACACUCCCAAGGCCACCAUACCAAAUGCCAUGAACCACUCUUUUCGAAGAACUAUGUCUCACAAGACAGUAUUGGCCGGCACUCUAGAAAAUUGUUCAAAAAAUAAAGGGGUUUAGAUGGUGAGAGAGAUGUGUGACCACACACUGUUUGAGGUGCUGCUGCGGUCCAUUCAGCUGGUUUACUGAAGCUCAGUGUAAUCCACCCUGUGUCGUGUGACAUCAAAAACCUGCCCCCUACAUCAGCCAGAUGCUCCCCAUCUGCAAACUGCACUUGGUCAAGGUUUAACAAACACAAGUACAAACUACCCAUUUGUUUUUUUUUUUCUUUAUUUUCAAAUGAAAGCUGUGUACUACUUUUUAAUGUUCAUACAUAAUGGAAAGAAAUAAGAUUAUUUUUGGACAGUAUUCUUACCAGAGCAUAAAAAUUGAUAUUUUAAAGAAAACCUUGUAUAAAGCACAUUUUGUAAACAUUGUUUUUUUAAAGAAACCAAAAAAAACAAAAAAUAAAAAUCAGAAAGGUCUAAGUGUUUGAGCGUAAUUGUAUACAUUUCUGCCCGUUAAUGGACCCUUAACACCCUCAAGACUGCCUCCAGACUGGUCCCCAGAGAAAAGGACCAGUCCCAUCAUGAGACAGACCCUUUUCAGUGAAAUAUACAAACCACUUACAACCGUACAUAUUAUUGCAGUCACUGAAGGCAACAUGUUAAUGGAUCUGAAUUUUUGAUCAGUAGGUGCAACAUUCUCACAUUUCAUAUGACACACAGAAUCAGGCAGAACUCUAUGCAUAGUGCAUUUAUUACUGAGCUUAAGAUAAAAUAACACUUUACUGAUCCCCAGGUGGGGAAAUUUGGGAAAUUAAGGAAAGAAGGGCAAGUUCCUUCAGUCCUGUGGGCUUGAAUGAGCAGUAUCUAGAAUACCAGGUGAGAGACUCCUGUCCAGUGACUUUGUUUAAUGACAAUAAUGAACCGAGGAAGACUGGAAGGCGAUUGGUCCUGAAGAGGGGAGCAGUCCUCCCUGGCUUAAGGGAUGACACUGUUACCAUGACACCUUAUUAAUGUCUGUUGCUUCAGUUGGAAAGGAGAUGAAGUCAGAUGACUUGCUUAUCUUUACCCAAUUUUAGAACUACAAUAGUCGUAGAAGGCAGACUACAUCCAAUGGUUAUUUUUCACAGUCUCAACAAAAAAAUAACGGGUUCCCAGCACAUUGGUUAUAAAUAUUAACCUUGGCAGUCCCUGGCAGAGUAACCCUCUUGCAAACAACUGUUAAGACCUCAGUACCUUACCCCCAAUAAAAGCAUUUGUUAAGAAAUUAAAACAAUCUUCAAGAAAUAAUGCUUAUUUUCUGAUUCACGACAUACGAUUACAUGGAUAUAAUCUCAAUAUUUAAACUUU